This is a messenger RNA of Aegilops tauschii subsp. strangulata, 2314 nucleotides long. Its product is annotated as 1,4-alpha-glucan-branching enzyme, chloroplastic/amyloplastic-like. Lineage: Eukaryota; Viridiplantae; Streptophyta; Magnoliopsida; Poales; Poaceae. Gene Ontology annotation, cellular component: cytoplasm. Gene Ontology annotation, molecular function: 1,4-alpha-glucan branching enzyme activity; hydrolase activity, hydrolyzing O-glycosyl compounds. The record is from RefSeq and is a predicted model, not a curated record. Gene Ontology annotation, biological process: carbohydrate metabolic process.
GUCAGUUGCUACCACUCUGCACUCCACUCUCCCGUUCCGUCUCCGGCGCCACGCUCCUCCUCCGGCCGCUCGAAAGCACGCCGGGCCACGAGCUCCGCCGACACCCCCGCCGUGCCGUGGACGACGAUGCUGUGCCUCGCCUCCUCCUCCUCCCUGCCCUCUCUCCGGCCGCGAACCUCUCCCACUGCCGACCGGCCCGGUCCGGGGAACUCGGUGAGCAGAGAUCUGUUCUGUUUUAUUCUUUUAACGUUCUCCUUUAUGCUUGCCCAUGGCGAGGUUCUUGACGGCCCUGAUGCGACGAUGCUGACCGGUCGCCUGCAGGGCGGCGGCGGCGCCGGCGGCAGUGUGCGGCUGAGCGUGGUGUCCGUGCCGUCUUCGCUUCGCUGGUCGUGGCCACUGAAGGCCAAUAGCAAGAUUUCUGUUCCCGAGACUGCGCGGGAGAACAAAACUGUGGCAACAGAAGAUGGUGUCAGCCACCUUCCAAUAUACGAUCUGGACCCGAAGUUGGCCGAAUUCAAGAACCACUUCAACUACAGGAUGAGAAGGUAUCAUUACCAGAAACAUUUGAUUGAGAAACAUGAGGGAAGCCUUGAAGAAUUCUCCAGAGGCUAUUUGAAGUUUGGGAUCAAUGCAGAACCUGGUGCGACUGUAUACCGGGAAUGGGCCCCUGCAGCAAUGGAAGCACAACUUGUUGGUGACUUCAACAACUGGAAUGGUUCUGAGCACAUGAUGACAAAGGAUAAUUUUGGCGUCUGGUCAAUCAAGAUUUCUCAUGUCGAUGGGAAACCUGCCAUCCCUCACAAUUCCAAGGUUAAAUUUCGAUUUAGGCACGAUGGAGUAUGGGUUGAACGGAUUCCUGCAUGGAUUCGUUAUACAAUUGUUAAUACCUCUAAAUUUGGAGCUCCAUACGAUGGUGUUCAUUGGGAUCCACCAACUAGUGAAAGGUAUGUGUUUAAGCAUCCCCGGCCACGAAGGCCUGAUAUUCCACGUAUCUAUGAGGCGCAUGUGGGGAUGAGUGGUGAAAAGCCUGAAGUAUACAGAGAAUUUGCCGACAAUGUGUUACCACGCAUAAGGGCAAAGAACUACAACACAGUCCAGCUUAUGGCAAUCAUGGAACAUUCCUACUAUGCUUCUUUUGGGUAUCACGUGACAAAUUUCUUCGCGGUUAGCAGCAAAUCAGGCACUCCAGAGGACCUCAAAUAUCUUGUUGACAAGGCACAUAGUUUAGGAUUGCGUGUUCUAAUGGAUGUUGUCCAUAGCCAUGCAAGCAAAAAUGUGACAGAUGGUCUAAAUGGCUAUGAUGUUGGACAAAGCGCACAAGAGUCAUAUUUCUACGCAGGAGACAGGGGCUAUCAUAAACUGUGGGAUAGCCGCCUGUUCAACUAUACCAAUUGGGAGGUCUUAAGAUUUCUUCUUUCCAAUCUGAGAUAUUGGAUGGACGAAUUCAUGUUUGAUGGCUUCAGAUUUGAUGGGGUCACAUCCAUGCUAUACAAUCACCAUGGAAUCAAUACGUCGUUCACUGGAAAUUAUAAGGAGUAUUUUGGUUUGGAUACAAAUGUAGAUGCAAUCAUUUAUAUGAUGCUGGCUAACCAUUUAAUACACAAACUCCUGCCAGAAGCAACUAUUAUUGCUGAAGAUGUUUCAGUCAUGCCAGUUCUUUGUCGGCCAGUUGACGAAGGUGGAGUAGGGUUUGACUAUCGCCAGGCUAUGGCUAUUCCAGAGAGAUGGGUCGACUAUUUGAAAAACAAAGAUGCCCAGGAAUUGUCAAUGAGUGGAAUAUCACAGACUUUGAAUAACAGGGACAAAGAUCAGGAUGCAAUUGAAACUACGAUUGCACAACAAACGACCCCAAGAUCAACAUUUGAUGCCGUUUCCGAGAUACCCUCCCACAUAAGUCCCACAAGCACCUUUGAACAUAAUUCCCAAUUAGAGACAAGCCCAUCGAAGUUGCCAAUUAUUCAAGCGCUUGAGGCUCUACUACUGGCUGAAAGACAGGGUGCAGCUGCACUCCGAGAUGCAACUGACAUCAUGAGGAGGCAAAUAGAGCAAUCAGAUGCACUCCUCACCAAAACCAAACAAGAGAUGGAUGAAGUUAGAAAGAAGCAAGCAAAGACCGACCAAAUUCUUAGGCUUCUAAUAUCUGGAGCUCAGGGUAAUCCCACUUCAUAAUCUUAGUUGAAAUGUUGGUUCUCUUUGUGGGCUUGUCAUGUGAAGAUGUGUAUGCAUGAACUAUUAGAUGUAUGUCAAACGUAUAUGAGUGUAAUACGGGAUGAACUAAAAAUUAUUGAUUCUCCAAAUUACUUACUGACAAAAA